UGCUCUAAAGGCUCUUUUUCUUGGCUGGCUGGUCCAGCAGAUGGAAAAGAGGUUCGCCUUUUUGUGGCUGGGAGAGAGGGGAGAGAGUACUGUUGACUGGAGCACUGGGUAUCUUUGCUUGUUCUCUCCCUGCCUCAAUGCACUCGCAGCUUGGGGAGGCUUCUUUCCCCUACUGCAAAGAGAAUACGAGCUCAACCAGCUGGUGGCAUAGGCCCUGCUUCUUAGUGGGCCAUGCUAAAUUCCUAGCGCCUCCUCUGCCUGCAGGUCGGCCGUAUCGUGGCAAGCCCAGUGACAUGUGGGCCCUGGGAGUGGUCCUCUUCACCAUGCUCUAUGGACAGUUCCCCUUCUAUGACAGCAUCCCACAAGAACUCUUCCGCAAGAUCAAGGCUGCUGAGUACACCAUCCCAGACAGGGAUGGGCGGGUGUCCGAAAACACGGUGUGCUUGAUCCGAAAGCUGCUGGUCUUGGACCCUCAGCAGCGCCUGACAGCCUCUGAAGUGCUCGAAUCCCUCAGCUCCAUAAUUGCAUCCUGGCAGUCCAUGUCCUCACUCAGUGGGCCCUUGCAGGUAGUGCCAGAUGUCGAUGAUCAGGUGGUCAACCCAGAACAUGUGCAUGAGGCAAAGGUAACCGAGGAGUGUUCACAGUACGAGUUUGAGAAUUACAUGAGGCAGCAGCUCUUGCUAGCUGAGGAGAAGAACACGCUCCACGAGGCAAAAAGCUUCCUACAAAAGCGGCAGUUUGGCAGCGUCCCUCCCGUGAGACGCCUUGGCCAUGAUGCCCAGCCCAUGAAUGCCCUGGACGCAGCCAUUCUUGCACAACGCUACCUUCGGAAAUAGCUCUCAAAGGGAGUGGGAGUCACGCUCCACCGGCCCAGCCUGGCGCAAGGGUGAGGGCCAGGCCUGGAUUCCAGCAGUGUAGCAGUCUUCCCCUGUGUGCUGAUGGGUCUUGCUUGCUGGGGUUUGCCCCAAGAGGACACGUGGAAGACAACUGGCUGGGACAACCGUCAGUGGAUUUUAACUCCAAUCAUAGACAGUAGUCUGCUUUUACUCAUGACUCUGAAAUCUACCUCUCCGCCUUUUUUAACCACACUGUUCUCUGGACUGAAAUGUAGAGCGGUUUUGGCAAAGGUUGCCCCAGCAGGCUUCUUUCCUGACACAAACUCUGGAAACCACGGGGAUUGCAUUUCGCGCCGUACGGUUUGAAUAAGCUUAAUCGUUUUUUCUCCAUUGUCCUUCCCCAUGGGUUUCAAAAAGGUAACUGUUUCUUAAAUCCAUUUCUGUUCAGUACUCUGUGUUCUGUUUUCAACUUAACCCCAGGUUGAAUUUACUUUCUGCAAGCAUUAAUUUUGGACCCCAGUGUGACUAUAGCCUUGGCAAAUGUCUCAUCUUUACUUCGAGCUUGUUGAACUGAGAAAAUUUGCUUGCAGAUUCCAGUUAGGGGAAGUUUCAGCCCAGAGCUGUUUAAAAUGUAGCUUUUCUGGAGGCUGAAGUCUCCAAGUCACUUAAUUAUUUUGGAUUUCCUGGGUGUUGUUUUGGUUUUGAUUUUUAAAAAUGGUAGCUUUUGAAAAGUGCAGUAAUGUUACAUUAAUUCUGUUGAUUUUUAUCUCUUGCCCCAUUAAUCAUGGAGGCAUGUUUGAAGGGAUAAAUCUUUGAUAAUGUGAAAGAGGGGGAGUUGUCCCUUCCCUUUUCCUUCUACCCCAUCCCACCACAGACCUCACCUCCAUUUAGAAAAGCCCCCCUCCCCAAAUCACGUGCUCUUGGCACACUCUUGCCAUUGUUCUCUGGUCACAGCACUUGCCUGUAUGAAUAGGCUUGGGAGGAGGGAGGGUCCCUUGCUCCAUGCUAGGAUAGGGCUGGGUGAUACCUGAGCCCUGUUCUUUGGACUAUAUAUGCCUCUCUUGCCAGACAAGUUUUUCAGAGCAUCCCAUGGAGGUAAUUCUGUUCCAGAGUCUCCUAUUUCCCUUUCCCCUCCACUGCCAAUUCAUUUUCCAGCAUCAUUGGCUCUCCAUGCAUGCUGUCCUUUGGAAGAACUGGAUCCUGGCAGCCUGGGGCAAGCCAGUCUGAUGGGGUUUGCACAACAUCUUCCUUGCGGGGGGUAGGGGGGUAGGCAGAGAAACCCUUGGCACCUUCACCAGCAGAAGAUAACAAUUUCCCAAGAGUGAGUGUGUUCAUAUGAUUGAAGAAGUACAAGCAGAUUUCUGGCUUUGUUGCACAGGGGAGAUUUUCUCUUAGCCCGAGUUACAGGAGAAAAAAUACAGUUCCAGCAGUGUCUGGAAAUUUGGUUAAAUACAAGUGAGACAUAUCCUGUCAUUCGGAACUGCUGCCGAAUGGGGUGCAACGUAUCCUGGUCAAUCUCUGGAAAAUGACAUAGGGGCAUGCUUCAAAAGCUAGGCAGCUAGGCAGCUUCUCCCUCACCCAAAUCAGGGCCAUCGAGCAGUGUCCUUUCCAAACAGCUUUGCCCAGGGAUGGUGGCAGGGGUCAGCAGCAGCAGCAGCAUCCUUUGUUGGCUGAAGUGAAAGGCUGUGCACUUGGCCUUUGAGCUGCUUUUCCGCAGCCCUUCCAGGAAGCAGCCCUUUCUUCUCCAGGUGAGCUGUGCACAAGGGAGUCCUGAAUGUGUUUCUCAGGGUGUGAGAGAUGCACUUCUGAUAUCAUAGCGAUGAGGAAAAGCGCUCUCUGCAGGAAUGUGCCCUCAAGAAGGAGCACUUGGAGGCAUCACCUUCAGGACAACAUCUCAACCUGCUUUAGGUUCCAUCCCUAGUUGACAUGUUCCCAGAGGAAUGUUGGAAGUAAGUCAUACCAAGCAGGAAGCACAAGUUGCCAGGGGAAGGAGCAGCUUUCUGCCCCUCUAGAAGGGGAGGUCUGGGGUCAGGAGGCUGUGCCAGGUGACUCAUCUUCCAAAUCCUUUGAAUGGUAACUUAUUCCUCCACAGCUCUGCCCCCUUCCCACCUUUAAUUUUUUUUUCCCCCUUCCCAAGAUAGUUAACAAUGUGUCUGAGUGGUCUGGUCCUUUCCCACCCUUGACAAAAAUAGCAAUACUCCACUGAUGUAAAGUUGGGUGUUCCACCAUCUGUUGCAAUAAAAAGCUGACUGGAAAGAGAUGGAAAGGGAACCUGGGGUGGGGUGGGGGCCUGGAAAGAGGUGUUAUGAGCUGCUGGGUUGGUCUGAGGGGAUUUCAGGUUGGGUGAGACACCAGAGACAAAAAUCCUAUUGUAAAAAAUUGCGAAGAGAAUUUGUAUAGAGACCUAUUUUUGUAUUACACCCAACUAUCCCCGCAUGCCAGCAAUAAAAUUUCAUAAU
Python bivittatus (Burmese python) is the source of this 3295-nucleotide messenger RNA. The record is from RefSeq and is a predicted model, not a curated record. NCBI's taxonomy places the organism in Eukaryota, Metazoa, Chordata, Lepidosauria, Squamata, Pythonidae.